This is a messenger RNA of Saprolegnia diclina VS20, 2945 nucleotides long. RefSeq lists its product as hypothetical. Gene Ontology annotation, cellular component: cytoplasm. Lineage: Eukaryota; Oomycota; Saprolegniomycetes; Saprolegniales; Saprolegniaceae. The transcript has 3 exons. The coding region runs from base 152 to 2890 and encodes 912 amino acids. Gene Ontology annotation, biological process: proteolysis. The record is from RefSeq and is a predicted model, not a curated record. Gene Ontology annotation, molecular function: calcium-dependent cysteine-type endopeptidase activity.
GAAAUUGGUCGUCUUUCAGAAUGUAAAUGCUACUCGACAACCAGCUCGAGAACGCAGGGCACCAAAUAGCUCUUGGCGGUGGUGGCCACGAGAUUAGUACCGUCCUUAACCGCCGAAACGCCCACUUCGACAAGAAUCCGUGGUCCGGAGGAUGCAGUUUGAGGGCGCGGGCAUCACACUCGAGCGCAAUGUGAUCGCGAUGCUCUCCGAGUGUGGCGACAUCCCGCCCAUGUACGAGGACCCGGACUUUGCUGCGCGCGCCGUGAGUCUGUUCAAAGACGCGGACGCGCCGCCCGAGUAUGCGACGUCGACCAAGAAAGGCGACGACGGCGCGAUCGUGCACUGGUACCGCCCCAGCCAAGUGUGCGUCGAGCCCGACUACUUUAAGAGCACGGCGGGCUGCGGUACGCUGCGGGAAGGCAGUGGGCUCAACGAUGCGUGGCUCCUCGGCGUCUUUGCCGCGCUGGCGCUUCACCAAGACAACUUGAUCGAGAACCUCUUUGUGUCCCAAAUGCACGACUUCAAGACGUUCGGCAUCUACACGUGCCAGUUCUACAAGGACUGCCAGUGGCUCGAGGUCGUCGCCGACACGCGGCUACCCUACUCUCAGCCGAUCGCCGACGUCAACGACCCGCGCUUGGCGCCGCCAAAUGUGCAACCCGGUCAUUGGCUCUACGGCAGCAGCCUCAAUAAGAACGAAGUUUUUAUCCCGCUCCUGGAGAAGGCGUACGCCAAGUUUCACGGCAACUACGAGGUGCUCCACGACGGCAGCAUCGUCGAGGCGUUCAUCGACUGCACGGGUGGCAGCGUCAAGAAGAUCGAUCUGAGCUCGGACGCGACGCGGAAAACCCUGGUUGAAACCGGCGUCCUUUGGUCCAAGCUGCUCAAGCACCACAGUACGUACAAGAGCGUCUUGAGCUGCCAGCUCAAGAUGGCGUCCAUGUCCUACAACGACGUGACGACCGCUGGUAUUCUCAAGAACCGCUUGUAUGUGAUCAUGCACCUCAAGGAGCUCGGGUCGCUUCGCUUUAUCAAGCUCAAGAACGUCUGGCAGCGCGGGUCCUGGAAGGGCGACUGGUCCAACGACGACUGCAAAUGGGAAGACAACCUCCAAGUCGAGGCGGCGCUCCGCGCGGACGCAGCCUGCGACUUUAACCGGACCAAGAACGACGGCACGUUCUGGAUGGUGUGGGAGGACUUUGUCGAAACGUUCAACGAGGUGUUCAUCACGCGCAUCUUUCCGUCGAGCACGUGUCAGUACUGCGUGCGCGGCGAGUGGAUUGGCCCGGCGGCGGCCGGCCCGCCCACCAAGCCAGCGACCGAGACCCAUCCGAGCGUCGACGAUGAGCACGCCAAGGGCCCGAGUACGCGGGCGUGGACCGUCCAAGGCGAGACGGACCCUUCGUGGUUUCGCAACCCGCAGUACCGACUGGUCGUCGACGACAAGUGCACGGUCUUGCUCUCGCUUUUGCAGCGCGACUUUCGCGUCUUCGGCGGCGACAACUUUGCCAUCAACUUUGUUGUGCUCGAAGUCUCGAAAAAAGCGCUCCACGCAUCGAUCGUGUGGGAGUACGACAAGGCGCGCGUGGUCGCCGAGGCGCACAGCUACCCGCCCCACGACGCCUCCAAGGCAACGCUACCGAGCGCAUCGACGUCGCACCCGGAACGUGAAAUCUCAAAGGGCAAUGUCGUGCUCGAGCCAGGUCGCGCGUAUGUCGUUGUGCCGUACACGGACCACGCCGGCGUCGACAUGGAGUUCUUCCUCCGCAUCUUUAGCUCGAAAGCCGUCCAGAUCGACGCCCUCCGACCACUGCACGCCCUCGCAGUCCAUGGCAAGUGGCGCGCGACGGACGACGGCGGCAACGGCAACACGAGCAGCGCCGGUGGUCCGCUCUGUCUCAGCCAGGGAAUAAGCGGCCCCGAGAACUUAAGCUGGUGCCAAAACCCGCAGUUUCUCUUGCGCAUGGCCCCCAAAGCCGCCGACGCCAAGCGCCCGGUCACGAUCAAGAUCGUCGCCAAGCAAACCUCGUACAAGGUGUCGACCAAAGGCCGCCGCGACGCACAGAAGGACAAGGCGCACGCACUCGGCCUCUCGGUCGUCCGGCCCGACGUCCUCGUUGACGACACGGCGACGACCAAGAAGCGCGUCAAAGCCGAAAAAGUUGAUUUCCUCGGUGAGACCAAGGGCCCAAGCCGCGCUCCAAAAGCGCCGCCGAUCCCAGAGCGGAAGCUGCUCGUGAAGGCGGACGAGUGGUGCACGCUCUCGGACCAUGCGAGUCCGUUGAUUGCAACGCUGUUUCUUCGCAAAGUCAACCCAGAUUGGCUCGUCCACGGUCUUUGGGUCGUGCCGUCCCUCGGCGAGCCGCUCGUUGAAGGCACAUUCGAGAUUGAAGUGCACAGCGACGACGUCGUGACACUCGAUGAGGUGCCGAGCAUCAUGGCCAAGACCAUUGCGGGUGAGUGGAAUGAACACAAAAAUACCGUCGGUGGCGCGCACUUGAACCCGGACUGGAAGAAAAAUCCCAAGUUUUACUUGACGCUGCAGUGCGUGCGCCCGGCCAAUGUUGUGAUUCACUUGCACCGGUCCGAGCACGAGUGGCGCUCGAAAUGCAAGAAGGACUCGGUCGGCACCAUGAUGGGCUUUUACCUUUUCCAAGGCGCGAAGAUCCAACGCGACGCCUCGAGCGUCACUGUUGACGGGCGCAUGUGGACUGAAACGGACUUUGUGCCGAUGCACAGCGUCGCGUCACCGCCACUGAGUCUCCCCGCGCUCUUCAACGAGUCGUACGUUAUCAUGCCGACGACGUGGGAGCCCAACCGAAGUGGUCGGUUCCUCCUCUCCGUCUCGGCCGACUGCGACUUUACGCUCCUCAGCGAAGACGACGCCUAGCGUUACUGCAUCAGGAUACCUACAAAAGGCAGUUUACAUCUUACUUUUGGCUGCA